GUGAAUACUAAACCGAGGUGAAAACUUUUUUAGUAUUCGUUAUUAGUGCACUUGUUCUGACAUAAAUUUUUUAUUAAAUUGAGUAAAUGUCCUGUUCAAUAUGCAUAUCAAGCAGGUUAUUAUACAAGGCUUCAAAAGUUAUAGGGAACAAACUGUUGUUGAACCCUUUGAUAAACGUCAUAAUGUAGUUGUUGGUCGAAAUGGAUCUGGAAAAAGCAAUUUCUUUUCUGCUAUUGAGUUUGUGCUAAGUAAUGAUUUCUGUCAUCUAAGACCAGACCAAAGACAAGCCUAUUUGCAUGAGGGUGCUGGACCUAGGGUACUCUUAGCCCAUGUUGAAAUAGUUUUUGAUAAUUCGGAUAAUCGUGUACCGAUUGAGAAGGAUGAAAUUUCUCUAAGGCGCGUUAUAGGAUCAAAGAAAGAUCAAUUGUAUCUGAAUAAAAAAUUGGUUCCAAGAUCAGAAGUGAUGAAUUUAUUGGAAUCUGCAGGGUUUUCUAAUUCUAAUCCAUACUACAUUGUGAGACAGGGAAAGAUAAACCAAAUGGCUAUUGCACCAGAUGCAUAUAGAUUAAAAUUAUUACGAGAAGUAGCAGGAACUCGUGUGUAUGAUGAGAGGAGAGAGGAAUCAAUGGCAAUUUUGAAAGAUACGGAAGGGAAGAUUGAGAAAAUUGCUGAAUAUUUGAAAACAAUUGAUGAUCGCUUAAAAACACUAGAAGAUGAGAAAGAAGAACUAGUUGAAUAUCAAAAGUGGGACAAGACAAGAAGAGUAUUGGAAUUUAAAAUUCAUGAAACUGAGCUUAAUGAGACGAGAGCUAAAAUGGAGGAGCUUGAAAAAAGACAUCAAAACUCAGAUAAAGUUCAGAAAGAAUACAAUAAAAUGGUAUCAGAUGCACAAGAUAAAAUAAAAUCUAUAGUUAAAUCUUUGAAGGAUAUUAAGAAGGAAGUAGCAUCAUGCAAAGAAGAGCGAGAUGUGUUGUCAGCUGAACAGCAGCAAAUUCUUAGAGAAAAGACUAAAUUAGAUUUACAAAUUAGAGAUUUGCAAGAUGAAGUUCAAGGUGAUAACACAUCGAAGUUGAGAGCUGAAGCAGAGUUGAAACGUCUGACAACAACAAUAAUUGAAAAAGAGAAAGAACUUGAAGACCUAAAACCUCGGUAUGAUGAGAUGAAGAAAAAGGAGGAUGCUUGUACCAGGGAAUUGGCACUCAAAGAACAAAAGCGAAAAGAGUUGUAUGCCAAACAAGGACGUGGAACACAAUUUACUAGUAAAGAUGAUCGAGAUAGAUGGAUUCAAAAUGAGUUGAAGUCCCUUAACAAACAAAUAAAAGAUAAGAAGGAUCAUCAGAAUAAAUUGAAUGAAGAUUUGAAACGUGAUGCAGAGAAACAAGCCGAACUAGAGAACAGAAUUUUAGAACAAACUUCAGAAUGUGAAAGACAAAGAUCUAGUAUAGAUGAAAAGAAUAAAAUAUUCUAUGAACUGAAGAAACAGAAGGACACACAUCAGGCUAGUAGAAAUGAUCUCUGGCGUCAGGAAUCUACAUUAACUCAGUCAUUAUCAUCUCUCAAAGAAGAUUUGGCAAAAGCAGAUCAGAGUUUAAGAUCUAUGGCUGGAAAGCCUAUAUUAAAUGGACGUGAUAGUGUACGCAAGGUAUUAGAGACUUUUACUCAACGAGGUGGCGCUUCAGCAGAAAUAACUAAAGCUUAUUAUGGACCAGUCAUAGAAAAUUUUAGUUGUGAGAAGUCUAUUUAUACUGCUGUAGAAGUUACUGCAGGUAAUAGAUUGUUUCAUCAUAUUGUGGAAUCCGAUAAAAUUGGCACACAAAUUCUAAAAGAAAUGAACAAUCAAAAACUACCUGGAGAAGUCACUUUUAUGCCCUUAAAUCGACUACAAGUUAGGCCUCAAGAAUAUCCCAAUAACAAGGAUGCUUUGCCAAUGGUAUCUAAAUUGAAGUAUGAUCAAAAGUAUGAUAAAGCCAUAAGAUACAUUUUUGGUAAAACAUUGAUUUGUCGAAAUCUCGAGAAAGCCACUGAUUUAGCAAAGAGUACUGGUCUGGACUGUGUUACACUGGAUGGAGAUCAGGUAUCUUCAAAGGGUUCUUUGACCGGUGGGUAUUUUAAUACUUCAAGAUCACGCUUGGAAAUGCAAAGAGCAAGGAGUGAGUACAUGGAAUCUAUACGACAAACAGAAAAGGAUUUAAUGGAAAUAAGAGAAAAUCUAACAGCAACAGAAGCUAAAAUUAAUAGUAUUGUUCUUGAAAUGCAGAAGACAGAAACUAAACAGAGUAACUCUAAGGAUAUCUAUGAUAAAGUUACUACUGAGAUUCGUUUGAUGCGGGAGGAAUUAAAUAGUAUUCAGAGAUUCAGAAAUCCAAAGGAAAGAUCUCUUGCACAAUGCAAAGCUCAUUUAGAAGCUAUGCAAACCACAAAAGAUGGACUAGAAUCUGAGCUUCAUCAGGAAUUACUUGAACAAUUAUCUGUGCAAGAUCAAAGAGAGGUUGACACACUGAAUGAUGAUAUAAGACGUUUACAUCAAGAAAAUAAAGAAGCUUUCAGUAUGCGUAUGAAUUUGGAAGCAAAUAAGAAUAAAUUAGAAAAUCUCUUAACAAAUAAUUUAAUAAGGAGAAAAGAAGAAUUAGUUCAAGCGCUUCAAGAAAUAUCUGUAGAAGAUAGAAAGAGACAAUUGGCGAAUUGUGGAACAGAUCUUGCAGCUGCUGAAACCAGAAUAGAUAAAGUAAAUCAAGACUUACAAAGCAUGGAAUCCAAAUUACAAAAGGCUGUAAGAGCUCAAAAAUCUUUGCAAAAAGAAUUAGAUGAAUGGAAAGGAAAAGAACAUGAAGCUCAAGAAAAAAUUGAAGAAGAUUCAAAAAGCAUAGAAAAAUUAUCAUCAAAGUUAAACUUGAUGCAAGAAAAAAUUACAGAAUAUACUGAGAAAAUAUCACAGCUGGGAACAUUGCCAAAACCCGAGGCUUAUCAGAAAUUUAAUUCCAUGAGUCUUAAACAAUUGUUUAAAGAGCUGGAGAAAGCAAAUCAAAAUCUUAAAAAGUAUACUCAUGUAAAUAAAAAAGCUAUGGAUCAAUAUUUAAGUUUCUCAGAGCAAAAACAGAAGUUAAACAAAAGACAUGAAGAGCUGACAAUUGGAGGUGAGAAAAUUAAAGAGUUGAUGGAAACAUUAGAGCAGCAGGUAGAAGCAAUUCAGUUUACAUUCCGUCAAUUUUCAAAAUACUUUACAUCAGUUUUUAAAAAACUUGUUCCUACUGGUCAUGGAAGUUUGAUUAUGAAAACUACUCAAGAAGAAGCUGAUAAAGCAUUCCUAAGGCAUGUUGAUGCGUUUACUGGAGUUGCUAUUAGAGUAUCUUUCACCGAGGAAGAUGCUGAAAUGAAAGAAAUGAAUCAGCUCUCAGGAGGUCAAAAGUCUUUAGUUGCUUUAGGAUUAAUUUUUGCAAUCCAAAAAUGUGACCCAGCUCCAUUCUAUUUGUUUGAUGAAAUAGACCAAGCUUUGGAUGCUCAACACAGAAAAGCAGUUGCUGAUAUGAUACAUGAAUUAUCUGCAGAUGCUCAAUUCAUAACAACCACAUUCAGGCCAGAGUUAUUGGAACAUGCCAAUAAAUUUUAUGGUGUAAAAUGCAGGAACAAAGUAAGCCACUUAGAAUGUGUUACAAUGGAAGAAGCUCAAGACUUCGUAGAGGAUGACAGUACACACAUUAAUUCAGUCCCAUAUAAUAUCAAUUCAGCAGCGAUCAAAAUACUUGUAUAG
Messenger RNA from Ctenocephalides felis (cat flea), 3748 nucleotides. Its product is annotated as structural maintenance of chromosomes protein 3-like. Gene Ontology annotation, biological process: mitotic sister chromatid cohesion. NCBI's taxonomy places the organism in Eukaryota, Metazoa, Arthropoda, Insecta, Siphonaptera, Pulicidae. The record is from RefSeq and is a predicted model, not a curated record. Gene Ontology annotation, cellular component: chromosome. Gene Ontology annotation, molecular function: cohesin loader activity; ATP hydrolysis activity; protein binding.